Hibiscus syriacus is the source of this 1205-nucleotide messenger RNA. RefSeq names its product proton pump-interactor BIP131-like. Bases 1 to 1125 code for a protein of 374 amino acids. The transcript is spliced from 6 exons. Lineage: Eukaryota; Viridiplantae; Streptophyta; Magnoliopsida; Malvales; Malvaceae. The record is from RefSeq and is a predicted model, not a curated record.
AUGUCUAAAGGGCUAAUGCAAAGCGAUUUGAUUUCAAUCCCUGCAACAGAUGAAGAUGAAGGCAGCAGUAGCACAGAGUUCUCAAAGAAGACCCAUCAAUUCUACUUCGUCAAAUUCUGGCCAUACAAAGACCCAGAAAAGGACUCAAAACUCCAGUGGGCUGAUCAACAGUGUCAACAAUUGGACCGAGAGAAGGAGCGUGUCGUCGAUUACAAAAUCAUGGAAAUCAUGUCACGUCGAGACAAAAUCUGUUCAGAGCUAGAUAGGAAAAAAUGGCGCCAUGCUCUACUUGAAACCGGCGUUGAAUGGACGACGAUGGUGGUUGGUUUUCUGAGAGCCGCCAUAGAUAAGCUCGAUGUCAAUGGCUCUUCCUCUUCAACCCACCAACCAAGAUUCUUAAUGUCAAGCUUGCGCAAUGAGAUUCCCCGUGCUUUCUUCUGGUAUUCUCAGAGCAACAAUAGGGAAAAGUUCGAGCAGAUACUGAAACAAGUGGAACAGAUGGAAGACAGACUUGACGAAGCCAAGGCUGCUGCUGCUACAAAAGGGAACAUCUGGGACCCUUUAAGUUCCGUAAAGGCCAUGGAGGAGCAAAUUGAAGUUUUAAAUAAGAUACCAGAUGAACUGAGACCCGAACGUCAUGAAGUGAUGGCUGAAAUCAAGUGCUUAGAGGACGGACUUGAAGCUCUGAAGAAAGAAGAUGAUGAAUUAUCCAAAAAUUUCCAGGCUCUGAUCGAUAGAAAGUCUGACUUACUUGACUUCGUUGUUAGUGCCCGGAGGGAAGAAGAUGAAGCGAAUGGCUCGUACAACGAAUAUGUUUCAUUGAUGCGCAACGCCAAUGAACUAGCAAGAAGAAAAGAUGUGAAAGCCCUUGAACAACUCUCUAGCAGACAGGUUGAUAAGUUCAUGCGGCGGUGGAACGAUAGCCAGAGUUUCAGAACGACGUAUGAAAAAGCUCUGUUAUGGUCGCUUCAUUACAGGGAAUUGAGUAAGGAUGGGCUGAUUAGAAACGAGGACGAAGAACCAAUUGUUGAAAAUGGAGAGAUUCAUAAACAAUUUCUUCAUUUAGUAUCCAUUUUCUUAACUUUGUUUAUGGUUUUGGAUGAACGAAACAAAAUGCUACGCUAGCUUUGACCGACGCUCUGUGUUUUCAUUUACAUGCUUUUAGUCCUUUGUUUGUGUAUUCAAUUGUUUUUUCAUGUACAAUG